GAUGGCGCCAAUCGCAUUUCGACUGGACUCUUGCGAAAUUGCGUUUUUUGGUAUUUUUGUCGGCCACCAAGGAAGGAUAGAUAGCUGAAGAUGACAACAGCAGCACGACCAACGUUCAACCCAGCAAAGGGAGGCAGUGGGAAAGGAGAAGGGGAUUUGAGUGCUCUAUCCAAGCAGUAUUCCAGUCGUGAUCUGCCAGCGCAUACAAAGUUGAAAUACAGACAGCCUGGUCAGGACACCAGCGAUGAGCUCCGCAGCCGUGACUUCCGCAAAGAUCUGGAGGAUAGAGAGCGUGCAGCCCGGGAGAAGAGGAGCGACAGGGGAAGGGAGUCGUCUAGUAGCAGUAGCACCAAGAGACCAAGGUUAGAACAGAUACCAGCCGCUAAUCUGGAUGCAGAUGAUCCCCUUGAUAAUGAUGAUGAUGAUGCAUCUGACGACAGUGAUGACGAGACAGCCGAGCUUCUUGCUGAACUCAACAAAAUCAAGAAAGAAAGAGCUCAGGAAAAUUCAAGAAAGGAGCAAGAAAAGAAAGUCGAAGAGGAGAGGAUACGAACAGAAAACAUUCUGAGCGGCAAUCCUCUAAUGUCGUCACAGAAAUCAGACUUCAAGGUCAAGAGAAGGUGGGAUGAUGAUGUGGUCUUCAAGAACUGUGCCAGGGGGGAGGACGACAAGAAGGAGAAGAAGUUCAUCAACGAUACCCUCCGGUCGGAAUUCCACAAGAGAUUCUUGGAGAAAUACAUACACUAACCAAGGCACACGAGUGUGAGAACUUAAUUGGACGGUGGCAUUAAUGCUUUGGUUUUUGAUCAUGAAACAUCUUUUGAUGGUGCCCAACAAUGGUGUGCAAAGGAGGGAACAACACCAGACAUUGCACACCUUUUUCUAAUAGCUGGUGUCAUGUGUUUAUACAGAAAUUUUUUACCAGACCUUGACAAUGAGAGACCAGUUGCUUGGUGCCCAACCCCUGGACAUGAUGAUAGAACUGUCUUUUGGAGGAGAAAGGUCUACCAUCUGAGCUUUGUUCACCAUUUUCCACAGAGUUAACACUGUGAGUUUAAAGUGCAAAUAUUACAUUUUGCUUCGGAUCUUUACCAUGAGAGAGCCGUUGCAUGGUGCCCAACCCCUGGACAACUUAAAGAUAGAAAUGUCAUUGCAGGAAGAGAAUCAAGGGUUACCAUCUGAGAUUGCCAAGGUUAUAUAGCGUAAACAUUGCUGUGACACUCAACAGUCAACAGAGACACACAUGUCCACUACAUGGUCACCUGGCCACAUACAUGUAGGCCUGCGAUUGUUGACCGCUAGUUUUGACAUUUUCUCAACUAUUACAAACAAGCAGAAGGUAAAUCUGGCCAAGCUUAUGUACAAAUUGUAUAGUCUUUUCUUUAUUUAGUGCAUUAUAUAUAUUUUUCAUCGUGAACUUGUGUUUCAAUUCAUUGCAAGUACAGCUAACUCUGCCUAAGUUAAAUCUUUUGUGCCCAUAGAAAUCUGUUUGACUUCGGAGACAUUUGACUUAGAAAAGGCAACACAAUUUCAAUAAUCUUGUCUCAAGAAUUUUUCGGAUUUGGCAAAUAUUUGACUAAUGGAAAUCGAUUUUGGCAGAGUUUCCUGUAAUUUAUCUAAUUCUAUGUUAUCACUAUUAGUCUAUUAAUGAAUGAUAAUUUAUCAACCCAUUAACUACUGGAUGAUUUAAAAAGCCAGUUUGUAGUUCCUUUCUGUGCAUGAUCAAGAGAUUCUAUGCAUGAUUAGAGGAAGGUCAUUUGAUCUAAAGUGACAUGGUUGUUUAAAAACUAAUGAGAUAAGCACCAACUUUGAUGUCUU
Molecule: messenger RNA, 1818 nt
Organism: Lytechinus variegatus (green sea urchin)
Lineage: Eukaryota; Metazoa; Echinodermata; Echinoidea; Temnopleuroida; Toxopneustidae
Gene: cwc15
Product: protein CWC15 homolog
Exons: 7
Coding region: 91-747 (218 amino acids)
Biological process (GO): mRNA cis splicing, via spliceosome
Cellular component (GO): catalytic step 2 spliceosome
Molecular function (GO): RNA binding
Source: RefSeq, a predicted model, not a curated record